GCACUUGCCACUAAGCAACGCCACUGAUUGUUAUUAUAUUCCGAGUAUUCACCAUGAUCCAGUUAUUCUUGAAGUGACCUACAUCUGACGAGAUGGGCUCGUGCACCGGCAUCCCUCCUUUAUAUCUGACGCCAUAGCAACAUAACGCCGAAGGAUACACGCUUUCUUCAGUACCACAAGGACACCGAGGUUCUAUCGGAUUUAUUGUCUAACCAGGGCAGUUUAUUACAUGCAUUCGUCAAUUCGUCUUUCUUUAAACCGAGACUGUUAUUUAGUGCGUCCAUGCCAACAUUCUUGUUCAAGUUUGGAAAUCCGAUCCAAGAGAGCAGAGACACCAUGAGCAGCUGAUACACUGCAGCUAAAAAUAAUAUUCCCUGUGAAUUACUGUCCCUAACUCCAGGCAACGGGCAUGAAAACUUGCUAAAGACGGGACAUCGCUCCGGCUCCUUUAGCCCGAUCAAUAGAAAUGGGCUUGUCUUUCUGCGGAAACGACAGGGGUAGCAACGCCUACAGUGUGGACAAUGGAGUUUUGGACAAUGGCUGCUUCGUGGACGCACUUAACCUCGUCCCACAUGUGUUUCUCCUCUUUAUCACGUUCCCUAUUCUUUUUAUUGGCUGGGGAAGCCAGAGUUCAAAGGUGCAGAUCCACCAUAACACCUGGCUGCACUUUCCCGGGCACAACCUCCGCUGGAUCCUUACCUUCACAUUGCUGUUUGUGCAUGUGUGCGAGAUCGCCGAGGGAAUCGUCUCCAACACGCAAAUGGAGUCAAGUCACCUGCAUCUCUUCAUGCCAGCAUUGAUGGGCUUCAUAGCAGCAACUACAUCAGUCGUUUAUUAUCACAAUAUAGAAACCGCCAAUUUCCCCAAACUGCUGCUGGCUUUAUUCAUCUACUGGAUUCUGGCUUUCAUCACCAAGAUGAUAAAGUUGUGGAAAUUCGCGGAGGCGAGUUUGGGGGUGCAGCAUCUUCGUUUCUGUAUCACAGCUCUGCUGGUGAUUCUGUACGGCCUGCUCAUGGCUGUCGAGAUCAACGUCAUCAGAGUCAGGAAGUACGUGUUCUUUGCAAACCCCCAGAGGGUAAAACCACCUGAAGACUUGCAGGACCUCGGCGUCCGAUUCCUCCAGCCCUUUGUUAACCUCCUGUCCAAAGCAACAUACUGGUGGAUGAACCCGCUGAUCAUUGGAGCCCACAAGAGACCCAUUGAGUUGAAGAAGAUUGGCAAGCUGCCUAUCGCAAUGAGGGCCCUGACCAACUAUUUGUCUCUGAAGGACGCCUAUGAGGAACAGAAGCAGAACACAGAUGAUCCAGAGAAAUCCCCUUCCAUCUGGAGGUCCAUGUACCGGGCGUUCGGUCGGCCCAUCCUUCUCAGCAGCACCUUCCGGUUCACGGCUGACCUGCUGGGUUUCGCCGGGCCACUGUGCAUCUCUGGAAUUGUGGAACACCUAAAUAGCACAACAGAAAUUGAUAAGACAAACAAGACAGGGAACAUGAUUUUAGGAGUUUACCACAUGUAUUCCACUGAGCUUCUGCAGAAUACGUCUGUUCUGGCCGUUCUGCUGUUCCUGGCGCUCGUGCUGCAGAGAACAUUCCUACAGGCGUCCUACUACGUCACCAUAGAAACCGGCAUUAACCUGCGUGGGGCGCUGCUGGCCAUGAUUUACAAUAAAAUUUUGCGCCUCUCAACCUCAAACAUGUCCAUGGGGGAGAUGACCCUGGGCCAGAUCAACAACCUGGUUGCCAUAGAGACCAAUCAGCUCAUGUGGUUUCUCUUCUUAUGCCCUAACUUGUGGGCCAUGCCAGUUCAGAUCAUUAUGGGAGUGAUUCUGCUUUAUUAUUUGUUGGGCAAUAGUGCCAUAAUAGGGGCCGGGGUCAUUCUGCUCUUGGCCCCGGUUCAAUACCUCAUCGCCACCAAGCUGGCAGACACACAGAAGAGCACGCUGGACUACUCGACAGACCGUCUUAAAAAGACAACAGAGAUUUUAAAGGGAAUAAAGCUACUGAAGCUCUAUGCGUGGGACAAUAUCUUCUGUGAUAGUGUGGAGGAGACCCGAGAAAAAGAGCUUACCAGUCUCAAGACUUUCGCCCUCUACACUUCAAUGUCCAUAUUUAUGAAUGCAGCCAUCCCCAUUGCUGCAGUGUUAGCGACAUUUGUCACACACGCCUAUAUUGAAGAAGACAGGCUCAGUCCGGCGAAGGCGUUUGCCUCGUUGGCUCUGUUCCAUAUCCUGGUCACUCCACUUUUUCUUCUGUCCACGGUGGUCAGGUUUGCCGUCAAGGCCUUGGUCAGCGUGCAGAAGCUUGGCGAGUUCCUCCAGAGCGACGAGAUUGGAGAUGACAGCUGGAGAAAUGGAGAAAUGUCCAUGCCUCUGGAGUCUGGGAAGAAAUACAAAUACCCCGGAGAUACGAAGGCGAUAAACAGGAAGGGACGGUACCGUAUGGAUAACUACGAGCAGCCCAUGCGCAGGCAGCUGCGGCCCACUGAGACUGAGGACGUUGCUGUACAGAUUAAUGACGGGUACUUCACGUGGGGAAGCAGCUUGUCGACGCUGUCGGAUAUCAACAUCAGAAUCCCUACAGGUCAGCUGACCAUGAUCGUCGGCCAGGUGGGUUGUGGGAAAUCAUCUCUGUUGUUAGCCAUGCUUGGGGAAAUGCAGACCAUCAGCGGAAAAGUCUACUGGAGCAAACUGCCUGAUUGUGAGAUACACCUCGAUGGGAACAUAAGCGGGCACGAUUCAGGCCUGUCUUACGAAGAAAGAAGUAAAAACAGGCACUCUGUGGCCUAUGCAGCCCAAAAAUCAUGGCUGCUCAAUGCCACUGUUGAGGACAAUAUUACAUUUGGAAGUCCUUUCAACAAACAGAGAUAUAAAGCGGUGAUUGAUGCCUGCUCGCUUCAACCUGAUAUUGACCUCCUUCCUUUUGGAGACCAGACCGAAAUCGGAGAACGGGGCAUUAAUCUCAGCGGCGGUCAGAGACAACGCAUCUGUGUGGCCAGAGCACUCUACCAGAACACCAACAUUGUUUUUCUGGAUGAUCCAUUCUCUGCUUUGGACAUCCACCUCAGCGAUCAUCUGAUGCAGGAAGGAAUUCUGACAUUUUUACAGGACAACAAGAGGACCGUGGUUCUGGUCACACACAAGCUGCAGUAUCUCAUCCAUGCCGACUGGAUAAUAGCCAUGAAGGAUGGAUCUGUUCUGAGAGAGGGGACAUUAAAGGACAUUCAGACUCAUGAUGUGGAACUCUAUGAGCAUUGGAAGACCCUAAUGAAUCGACAAGACCAGGAACUAGAGAAGGAGACUGAACUGGAGAGUCAGACCACCCUGGAGAGGAAGACUUUGAGAAGAGCCUUUUAUUCAAGAGAGGCGAAGAACCAGAUUGACGAUGAAGAUGAAGAGGAGGAAGUAGAGGAAGAUGAAGACGACAACAUGUCCACCACCACAAGCCGGCGUUCGAAGAUUCCGUGGAGGGUGUGCUGGCGUUACCUGUCCUCAGGCGGUUUCCUCAUGGUCUUCCUGAUGGUGUCCUCCAAACUGGCCAAGCACUCUGUUAUGGUGGCCAUCGACUACUGGUUAGCAGCCUGGACGUCCUCCAACCAGCGUAACGAAAGUUUAGUCGAUCCAUUUGCCAACUCAGCCAACUCCACACAGAACACAGAGCAUCACUCAUACGUGCCGGUGUUUAUAAUCCUGUGCGGGGCGGCGAUUGCCCUCUGCCUCAUCACUUCCUUAACUGUUGAGUUUCUGGGUGUGGCUGCUGCUACCAACCUCCAUCAUAAUCUGCUCAACAAGAUCAUUCACGCUCCCAUCAGAUUUUUUGAUAUCACCCCGCUGGGACAAAUCCUAAAUCGUUUCUCAGCGGACACCAACAUUAUUGAUCAGCACAUUCCCCCAACGCUGGAGUCUCUCACCCGGUCCACGCUCCUGUGUCUCUCUGCCAUUGGGAUCAUUGCUUUUGUGACCCCCACCUUUCUCAUUGCACUUGUGCCUCUUGCUGUGGCAUUCUACUUCAUUCAGAAGUACUUCAGGGUCGCUUCCAGAGAUCUCCAAGAUCUGGACGACUCCACUCAGCUGCCUCUCCUCUGUCAUUUCUCUGAGACUGCAGAAGGUCUUACCACUAUUAGAGCAUUCAGACAUGAGGCUCGCUUCAAGCAGAGGAUGUUGGAGCUGACCGACACCAACAACACCGCCUACCUCUUUCUCUCUGCUGCCAACCGCUGGCUGGAGGUCAGAACUGAUUAUCUGGGUGCCAUGAUUGUCCUCACGGCUGCAGUGGCGGCCAUCUGGUCCUCAUCUCAAUCGGGUCUGGUUGGACUGGGUCUAACAUACGCCCUCACUGUGACAAACUACCUGAACUGGGUGGUGAGGAAUCUGGCAGACCUUGAGGUCCAGAUGGCGGCUGUAAAGAAGGUCAACAGUUUCCUGAGCACAGAGUCUGAAAACUAUGAGGGAUCCAUGGAUGUCUCGCAGGUACCAGAAGACUGGCCGCAACAUGGUGAGAUAAAAAUCCAAGACCUGUGUGUACGUUACGACCCCGUGCUAAAACCCGUCCUCAAACACGUCAACGCCCACAUCAACCCUGGGCAGAAGGUGGGCAUCUGUGGUAGAACGGGCAGUGGAAAGUCAUCGCUGUCUCUGGCCUUCUUCAAUAUGGUGGAUGUUUUUGAAGGAAAAAUUGUUAUCGAUGGCAUUGACAUCUGCAAACUCCCGCUGCAAACUCUGAGAUCUCGCCUGUCAAUCAUCCUGCAGGAUCCAGUACUGUUUAGCGGCUCUAUCCGGUUAAAUCUCGACCCAGAGCGCACUUGCACCGACGACAGGCUUUGGGAAGCCUUGGAAAUCGCCCAGUUAAAGAAUAUGGUAAAAGCCCUCCCAGGAGGACUGGACGCUGUGGUAACAGAAGGAGGCGAGAACUUUAGCGUGGGGCAGAGACAGCUGUUUUGUCUAGCACGGGCCUUUGUCCGCAAGAGCAGCAUCUUAAUUAUGGAUGAGGCGACAGCUUCUAUAGACAUGGCCACGGAAAACAUUCUUCAGAAGGUUGUGAUGACUGCGUUUGCUGACCGGACGGUUGUCACCAUAGCUCAUCGUGUCCACACUAUCCUGACAGCCGAUCUGGUCAUCGUAAUGAAACGAGGAAGCAUCAUGGAGAACGGGAGACCAGAGAUUCUCAUGGAACAGGAAGACAGCAUGUUCGCGUCCUUUGUCAAAGCGGACAUGUAAAGUCACUCAUCUCCGUCACCAUAACCAGUUCAUCCAUUACCAUGUUUGGCCUUAUACAAACACGGCAGCCUUUUUUUGCCUGUGCGUUGGUACGAACACUAGAGAGGACUGACCUACGGAUGAACUCUUGAACUCUUUUAUAUGAAACCUAAACACAGUAUUGGAACUUUUUUAGCCUUUUGUUACCUUUACACUCUUUUUCUAUUUUUUGACGUGUAGUCAUAAAUGCAUAAGCUGUAAGCAUUUAUCUACUGUUUUGACUAGUACCGACACUGUACAGAGGAUGUCUAUCCUUCUAAGGUCCGACACUCUUCAUAUCUGUCUGUCUGAGGUGCAUUGCUGAUACAUAUGUAGAAAAGGACGAAUCAAGCCGGCUCUCUGAAGUCUGGAGAGAAUUGUGGGCCCUCACAAUGUCCACCAAAUAUACCCAAAUGUGUUAUUAAUAUACACCCUAUAUGCAAAGCGAUUGUAUUUUAUACCUUGUAUUUUAUUCCUCUUAUGCCAUUAAUAAUCUAAAAUCAAUUUAUUGCUUUACUUUGGAUUGUGUGGUGGCUUUUUUGCACAGUCAGUGGCCAUGUUUUUGUAUGAUUUUAUUUUUGUUGAUUUAGAUACUUUUCAUUCAAUGCAUUUGCUCCUACACUCUUAAAAAAACAUGCUUCAAAAGGUUAUUUGAUGCCAUAGAAGAACCUUUUGGUUCCAUAAAGAACCUUUAAUAUCCAAAGAAACUUUCUGUUUUACAAAAGGUUCAUUGUGGCGAAAAAAGGGUUUUCAGAUUAGAAAAAAAUAAAAAAGAGACCUUUGACUGAAUAGUUCUUCUAUGGCAUCGCUGAGAAGAACCUUUUAAGUGUCUUCAUUUUAAAAAUCUAGUCUGGAUAAGUUUCUAUUUUUAAGUCUAAAAUUUCAAGUAAAAGCCGGUUAAAGAUAAUUCCAAACCCUGCGUGAUGCUAUGAAAUUGUGUUAUAGUGUGAUGUCAUGUCUGCAGUCUCCCAACAGCCAAGCGAUAUAUUGUACACAUAACCAGCCUUGUUUCUCUCAUCUUCCUUUAAUGGCGUGCCAGUCUGUACUUAACCAUCUUCUGUUGAACCUUCAGCUUUCUUUAUUCUAACGCUCUGCUUUCUGAAACAGUCACUGUCAAGCAUGAGACUUUGUACAAACAGUACAAUGACGCAUUGAUGUGUUUGCGUUUCACAAAUCUUUGAUGCUUACUGUCACAGACAGUGUUUUUGUGAAUAUCUGCAGUGUGCUGUGAUGGCACUUGAGUGGUGAUAUUCAAGUAACCUGUAAAUACAGCCACGUGCGUAAAACUGCUUCACACACUCGGCUGAUGGGACAGAACAGAAUGUAACGACUGCAAGACAACGCAGAGAUGGAUAUUUGAGUCAGACCUUGUUUCAAAUCAUUUCUUGAGUUGAUUUUUUAAGUUACACAUUAACACAAGCCUACAGGUCUAAAAGGAAAGAUUUUUUUCAGAGAAAAAAAAUCUCGGAGUGCUGUGACACUGUUUAUAAAAACGUCUCUCAGGCAUUCCUGUCGCUCUGUUCUCUGUAAAAAUGCAGGCUUAUUUGAUUCUGUUCUACGGCAAAAAAAAAAAAUUUUCAAUAAAUAAUGCAAUGUAAAAAAAAUUCAAGACAGGUUGAGAAAGAUUUUCUUGAAAAGACUCGAGACUUGACUUGAACAAAGACUUACUGUAUAAAAGUAUCUGAGCAAAGGCGGAAUAUGUUUGUAUUUAAUACAGUUACUGUAUUACUAUUUUUUAGGCAUAUUGCAUGUUGGUCAUGACAGUUUUUAAAUGUACAUAUGUAAUUAAUGUGGCAUUUGUAUUUCACAGUGUGCCUAACUUUUUUACACAUGAGCUGAAAUAAAAUGGCUUUGUGUGUU
This is a messenger RNA of Triplophysa rosa, 7087 nucleotides long. It is a transcript of the gene abcc9, whose product is annotated as ATP-binding cassette, sub-family C (CFTR/MRP), member 9. The record is from RefSeq and is a predicted model, not a curated record. Gene Ontology annotation, biological process: transmembrane transport; potassium ion transport. Bases 467 to 5209 code for a protein of 1580 amino acids. NCBI's taxonomy places the organism in Eukaryota, Metazoa, Chordata, Actinopteri, Cypriniformes, Nemacheilidae. Gene Ontology annotation, cellular component: membrane. The transcript is spliced from 41 exons. Gene Ontology annotation, molecular function: ATP hydrolysis activity; sulfonylurea receptor activity; ATP binding.